Pogona vitticeps (central bearded dragon) is the source of this 1432-nucleotide messenger RNA. Lineage: Eukaryota; Metazoa; Chordata; Lepidosauria; Squamata; Agamidae. The record is from RefSeq and is a predicted model, not a curated record.
UUGUCGCGCCCGUCCACCCUUUUUUUUCCCCCCGGCUUGGGCCCUUUCGGGAACGAGGGCGCGUCGACGGCGUGAGGAGAAGCCUGGCGUGUGCGAAACGUGCGGGCCAGACCCUCGAGGACUGCGGGUUUAUCUUGGUGUUUUUUUUUAAUGUGUUUCCGCAGAGAGAAACAUGGAGGCCGACUCCUCGCAAACGUCAAGUCAGAUGCACGCAGAUUCUUUGUCUCCAUCUCCUAAUGCUGUGUCGCCAGUGCCUUUAAAUAACCCCACAAGUGCUCCAAGAUUUGGAACAGUCAUUCCUAAUCGUAUCUUUGUUGGAGGAAUUGAUUUUAAGACUAAUGAGAAUGAUCUACGAAAGUUUUUUUCCCAGUAUGGCUGUGUAAAAGAAGUAAAAAUAGUAAAUGACAGAGCUGGAGUAUCAAAGGGGUAUGGUUUCAUCACAUUUGAAACUCAGGAAGAUGCACAAAAAAUUUUACAAGAGGCUGAAAAACUGAAUUACAAGGAUAAGAAACUGAAUAUUGGUCCAGCAAUAAGAAAGCAGCAAGUAGGGAUUCCUCGAUCAAGUAUAAUGCCAGCAGCUGGGACAAUGUAUUUAACAACAUCAACUGGAUAUCCGUACACAUAUCAUAAUGGAGUAGCUUAUUUUCAUGCUCCUGAAGUUGCUUCGGUUCCACAACCAUGGCCUUCACGUUCGAUAUCGACUUCCCCUGUGAUGGUAGCUCAGCCUGUUUAUCAGCAACCUACGUACCAUUAUCAGGCUCCUGCACAGUGUCUUCCAGGACAAUGGCAGUGGAGUAUACCACAGUCUCCUGCUUCUCCCACCUCAUUCUUCUAUCUGCAUCCUUCUGAAAUUACUUAUCAACCACUGGAAAUUGCACAAGAUGGUGGAUGUGUUCCUUCUCUUUCUCUGAUGGAAGCUGCAGUUCCAGAGCCAUAUUCUGAUCAUGGAGUUCAAGCAACGUAUCAUCAAAUUUAUGCACAGAGUGCCAUAGCUCUUCCAGCCCCUGUGAUGCAACCAGAGUCUGUUAAAGAAGCAAGAAUACAUUCUGUAAGAAGAAAUUUUUCUCAUCCUUCAUCUAUGACUUUAAAGCCUCGAUAUACCCGUAGUCCUCAUUUUCAUCCUAGAAGAGAUUAUAGAUCAGAUGACACAAUUCUCGCAACUUCCACUUCUACAGACUCUAUGAAAUAGAAAUUUAGGUAUCUCCCAAAUAACUAGUUUGUUAGAAUCAAAAAGGUAUGUAACUUGGUGGCACAUCACAUUUGUGGAGCACCGGUAAGUCAAAAUGUGCUUGCUUUUUGUAAGAAUUUUUUUUAAAACCCUACUUAUACAAACUUAAGUUUGUGAACAUAAAUUGCAGGAUAAAAUCAUGGUUUCCAUUAUCAUUUGGAAUACGUAUAUGGUAACACAGAUUUGUAAUUUGUAAUACAUAAA